AUAGCUCCUACCUUUCACCGCUGAGGUCUGAUUACCUCAGUGAGACUGAACAGCACCCGCUAAUUGCUUUCCUGAAGAACUGGAUAUGUGAGUGCCGAGGUGCGUGCAACUGUUGCGCAAAGAUAAAACUGCCCAGGUGUCAUCCAGACUUCCAUGUCAGAAAGAAUCUUUUGUUACCACCCCUUACCAUUUCCUGUUUUUGCUCCCCGAGCCUUCCAGCAAGUCUGUUUCCAGACAGUCAAGGCACAAUGGCCUUCCACGACAACACCGUCUCGCGUCACAAUGAGGGUGAAGUCGAGCCUCCCAAAUGUGAAUUGCAUCCGGUCAAAUGGUACCGUUCCACCUUUUGGAACAUGACCGUUUUGGGUUUGUGCAAUCUGGCGGCACCAGGAAUUUGGGGCGCCAUGAACUCGCUUGGGGCCGGCGGCGCUGCCUCACCACAGCUCAUCAAUGCAGCCAAUGCUCUGACUUUCUGUCUCAUGGUGGUAUCGUGCUACUUCUCCAGUACUUUGGUGCACUACGUCGGGAUCAAGGGUGCUCUUAUUUUCGGAACGAUCGGUUACGCGCCAUAUGCAGCGGGCCUUUACACCAAUAACCGCUUUGGGACCGAAUGGCUCGUCUUGUUGGGUGCUGCGCUCUGCGGUAUCUCGGCCGGUGUGUUUUGGAUGGCCGAGGCUGCUAUUGCCAUUGCUUAUCCAGAGCCUUGGAAUAGGGGCAAAGCUAUCGGCUACUGGCUGACAUAUCGACUGGCUGGUCAGAUUCUGGGCGGUGCGAUCAACCUUGGUCUCAAUGCCAAGAACAGCGAGGCUGGCAAAGUGUCAUACACAGUCUUCCUGGUGUUCAUUGCAAUGCAGUGCACUGGUCCCCUCUUCGGAUUUUUGCUCAAUGCACCGGACAAGGUCGAGAGAACAGAUGGCAAGAAGGUGGAGCUGGCCAUCACGCGCGGUCCUCUCUUCGAGCUCAAGGAGACGGCGAGGCUGUUCUUGGGCAACAAGUUUCUCUUGAUGGUGUUGUUCAUCGGGCAGGCUGUCUUUGCAGAGGCAGUCUACUUCACCUAUCUUGCUAUGUGGUUCUCUGUCCGAUCUCGUGCUUUGGGAUCGUUCUUGUCUGGCAUCAUUGCUGUUGUUUCGGGGUGGAUACUCGGUGCCUGGAUUGAUCGCACAAGAAUUGCUCUCAAGACUCGUGCUCGCACCAGCUUCUGGGUCAUUGUGGUUCUGCAGGGCGCUUGGUGGACGUGGGCGACGGUUCUUGUCACCCGCUAUCGCGUCACCAGACCAACGUUCGACUGGGUUGACGGGAACUUCGGUGAGGGCUUUGGUGUUUUCGUGUUUUUGACCGUUGGCUUCCAGCUGAACUACAUGUUUCUGUACUUCAUCAUCCACAACUUGGCCAAAGAUGAGUCGGAGGUGGUCCGCUAUGCCGCGCUUCUGCGGGGAACUGAGUCGGCGUGGCAGGCUGUCAGCUACGGCCUCACUUCGCUCGUGGUCUUUGCUGAGGUUGGGGGUGUUUACAUUAACUUUGGACUGUGGGCCAUCGCCAUCUUCCCGGCUUGGUUGGUUGUGCGCGAGUUUGGCACCUCCAAAGUGGAGUUCGUGGAGGAGCGGGCGUCGUCAGCGGAAACACCGAGCUUGAAGAGCGACAACAAGGGUUUGUGAAUAGCC
Molecule: messenger RNA, 1661 nt
Organism: Podospora pseudopauciseta
Lineage: Eukaryota; Fungi; Ascomycota; Sordariomycetes; Sordariales; Podosporaceae
Exons: 4
Coding region: 249-1655 (468 amino acids)
Biological process (GO): transmembrane transport
Molecular function (GO): transmembrane transporter activity
Source: RefSeq, a predicted model, not a curated record